Trichoderma breve is the source of this 3654-nucleotide messenger RNA. RefSeq names its product GDSL-like lipase/Acylhydrolase family domain-containing protein. Lineage: Eukaryota; Fungi; Ascomycota; Sordariomycetes; Hypocreales; Hypocreaceae. The record is from RefSeq and is a predicted model, not a curated record. The transcript is spliced from 3 exons. The coding region runs from base 1 to 3654 and encodes 1217 amino acids. Gene Ontology annotation, molecular function: phosphatidylcholine lysophospholipase A1 activity.
AUGUCAAUCAUCGGAAUUCUAAGCUUGUUCCUGAGUUUCUGUUUGACAACCAAUGCUGUCGUUUCUCCUACAAACAAUCCUUCGAUUAUGAUCGUUGGAGACUCUAUCUCACAGGGCCGCAAUGGUGAUUUCACUUGGCGUUACCGCCUCUGGGAGUGGUUUCAUAACAACGGCGUGUCUGUGAACUUUGUAGGUCCAUACACAGGAACAGUUGAGCAGGAUCCUGUCCAACCUGCCACUCCUCCACUCCCAUAUGGCCAAGACACGCAGCAAGGCCCGGGGCCUGUACGCCAGCUUGGUGGAUACAACUCCGGUAUUCCUUCUAAUUCUGAAUUUUUCAACGGAGGAAACCGUCAUUUUGCAGCCUGGGGGCGCCAAAUGGCCCAAGAUAUGAGCCUCAUUCAAGGAAUGGUCUCACAAUAUCAGCCAGAUUAUAUUCUGCUUGAACUCGGCUUCAAUGAUGUGGGUUGGUUUGUAAGUGAUGCUUAUGGAACAUUGCAGAGCUUGACGGCGUUCAUCAAGAAUGCCCGCGCGGCCAAAGCAGACAUCGGGUUUGCGAUAGCAAAUAUUCCUCAGAGGCUUUUCAUCGGUGGCCGUGAUGAUCUCAUUACCAAGACUGAUGAUUAUAAUGGUGCCUUGCCUGGUUUGUUUCUAAGUCUGUCUACCACCGAAUCCCCCAUUAAACUAGUCCAAUUUCGCGAAAACUAUUCUUGCAACCCUGAUGGGUGCCCUGCAGGAUCUGAUGGCUUGCAUCCUAAUGCUUUGGGAGAGUUCCAGAUUGCAAAAGCAUUUGCAAACACCCUCUCUCAGGGAUUCAACUGGCCCGGCAAUGCUUUCGUUAUCAACGGCACUAUUCCUGCACGGGCUUGCAGUACACCCAUCAAUGUCAAAGCCACUCCAAGCACUUGCGGAAUCACAGUGACGUGGGAUCCGGUAGACGGCGCCUAUGGAUAUAUUGUGACGUCUGGGUUCAACGGCGCGGUGAGUUCAGUAUUCAACGUAACCCAGCCGAUGUAUGCCACAACAUGGACUGCUGCUGGUAUUGAGUGGUUUUACCAAGUCCAGGCGUUUUGUUCAGACGUUCGCUCAGGAAUAAGUGCUCAAGUCACAGCAACAGCAAACCCAACGUGUGCCCCAGGCCCUUCCAAUGUUGUUGUCAGAUCCACUGCAGACGGGAUUGACAUGUCAUGGGAUGCUGUUACAGGAUAUGACGUUGAUGUAUACGGCGCCAUCUAUUAUGACCAGACCUCACAAGUCUUUCUGUCAGAUUAUGGGUGGUCAGGAACCUCGGCAAGUUACCAUGGUAUGGACGCCGGUGACCGUGUGGAGGUUGCAGUUGAAACUUGGGCUACUGUUGACGGUGUACUUUGUGCUGGCCUCCCAUCCGGUGGAAAAGGCGCAAUUGUUGGUGGAAUCGUACCUGGCGCUCCAACUGGGCUCAAGGUAGCCACAAUCAACGAAGGUGCAACUGUACAGCUCACAUUUGACAGCAACCCCAACGCCUACGCUUAUGGCUUUUAUACUCGGUCUCUGCUGGAGCCAGACCAGCCCUACAUACUGGGUGGCUACACUUCAGAUGUACCCUGUAUUGGGGUAACAUUUCUGUUCCCAGGGGCCUGGAACUUUGAGUUUUGCGUGGUGGCAUACAACGGAGAUUCCUCGUCUCCAAUGUCAGAGUGUGUCCAAGGCCCCCGAGAUAUCACUGAAGUCAACGACUGCCCAGUGUUGGUCGUACCGACGCCAAACCCAGACCCGACUCCAACCGUCACAUGGUCGAUUCCUGGGGCAUCAGGUCCUGCAUCAAGUAGCAGCACCGGUGCCGUUGUGUACAUUGACCCUACAAUAUGGCAAUCUCCAUCGCCCACAGCAGCCUGUGAGCCGCCUUGUACGCUCAUAUUACCGCCAUGGACACUCUCUUCCAUGACGACAAUCACCUUCCCGGUCGUCACAGAGACUAUUGAGGAGACUUGGCCAAAGACCACAACUGGUGUUGUUACAUACCUCACAACUACAAUUACAGUGUUCAUCACGCUGCCACCAGUCACGACAUCCGUGAUCGAGGUGUCUAACAUCAUCUUAACCACGGCCACUUCAGAAAUCGUCCCUGUACGAAGCAGUAUCAUCGCACCGCCCGUAAUCAUUACGGAGCCCACUCAUGGCAUUACUUACACAUAUAAACCAGGCCCCUUCCCGACUGGCAUUGAUGUUGGUCCUCCACCAGGCCACCCAGGCAAUAUUCACAUCUCAGCUGGGAUCCCGGGACCUAUCUGUCUCACUGGUUGUGGUCACCUCUGUCUCAUUAACUGCGGGGGCGGUUCAAGUGGCGGCGGUGGAGAUGAAUCACAUGGAUGCAUUGGCCCUGGAUGUGGCCCAGGGUCGGAAGACGACUGUGUUGGUGAGGGAUGUGAAGAGAGUUCAACAACUUCCAAGUCAACCAAGGACUGUGCGACAGAGACAAACACUGAGUGUCAUCAAGUCUGCACUACAAAGCCGUGCGCUACCGUUUGCAACACUUAUCUUGGCUGUGACUGCACAACAUCCUCAGUGACAGACUACUGGGUAUCGUGUCAGACACAAUCAUGUACUACUACUUCUUCGGAUGUUAUCACCGGUUGCUUUCUCACUGCAACCGCCACAACAACUGGUUCAUAUUGUCCGCUGGUCUCCAUCGAUCCUACCACUGAUGAUGAGGGCGACGAUGUCGACUUGAUUGGCAACUGGGGACCCACGGUUACUGUCACAUUCUCCGAGAGUGUUGUUGUCCAGCAGACGCCAUAUCCCGUCGUCAGUGGUUACGUGACUGUGGCUCAGACCGCCUAUCCCAUUUCUAACGUCAAAUCUAUCUCUACGACCUCUCUGGACGGGACGCGGGCUGUCAUUUAUCCCUCGUUUGUAGGAGUCACAGUCUCUGUCACGUUAACACAGUUUGUUCUCUCUACUUCCAGCAAUCCUCCCGCUACUACCACGUGGUCGCCUUCCAAAACGGCGUCAACUCCAGUAUCAUCAUCCACACCGUACCCAACCAACACGGCCAUUAACGUUGGCAAUGCCUACUGUUUUAACGGACUUGAUGGCUACCUUUCUUUCUCCCUGGACGAAACACAGACAGUUGUCAAGUCUUUUUGUUCGGCUAGUUAUGUUCUAGAUCCAGACAACACGUUUGGUUUCGUGGAAGAAGUGGAGAGAGACACUUAUAACGUUGUGGCCUCGGCAGGGUGGGCUCCCAAUCAAGCUGGAUGCGGAGCAAAACAGUCAUUUCCAUUCGCAUCGGACGAGAUGAAUUCCGAACUUUGUUUAGAGGCCUGGAGCACUGAUUUCUUCUGUGAGAAUGAAGAUGACAGCUCGGAGAAGACAAGUUAUGGAGGUGCAUAUGUUCUUGAACCUCCAAAUACUGGAGGCUGCAUUCUCAUCUCUCUGUAUGCUUACUCCAAGGUGGCACAGCCCUUGAUCGGAAAGCCGUCGAAGCAACCGCUAAUACCGCCGGCGUCGAAUAUCACUCAUCCAGGAGACAAGUUUUCAUGGAAGCAUGGUAAUAAGACUGGCGGUCAUCAAAUAUGGCCUACUUCUAAGAACACAGUGUCAAAGAAUGGCGCCGAGCUUUUCAGUCAAGCAGAGAUUAGCCAACUUUUUAACGGCUCAUCCAAUACAACGUAG